Messenger RNA from Sardina pilchardus (European sardine), 579 nucleotides. RefSeq names its product ETS domain-containing transcription factor ERF-like. Gene Ontology annotation, cellular component: nucleus. Lineage: Eukaryota; Metazoa; Chordata; Actinopteri; Clupeiformes; Clupeidae. The transcript is spliced from 6 exons. The coding region runs from base 1 to 579 and encodes 192 amino acids. The record is from RefSeq and is a predicted model, not a curated record. Gene Ontology annotation, biological process: cell differentiation; regulation of transcription by RNA polymerase II. Gene Ontology annotation, molecular function: DNA-binding transcription factor activity, RNA polymerase II-specific; sequence-specific DNA binding.
AUGAGACUGGAGAUGCAGUGUGGCUGUAACUCUCCCAUAGGGCCCAUCACCUCUCAAUGCUGGAACCGAGCAGUGCUGUUCCCUGAUUGGGCGUACAAGCCAGCCUGGUCGCCGGGCUCGCGGCAGGUGCAGCUGUGGCAUUUCCUGUUGGAGCUGCUGGGUGGGCGGGGCGAGGGCGGGCCCAUCGGCUGGGGCGGCCAAUGGGGCGAGUUCGUCAUCCGAGACCCCGAGAGGCUCGCCAGGCUGUGGGGGGAGAGGAAGGGCAAACCCCACAUGAACUACGACAAGCUGAGCAGAGCGCUGAGAUACUACUACAACAAGAGGAUUCUGCACAAAACCAAAGGCAAGAGAUUCACCUACAAGUUCAACUUCAGCAAACUCAUCCUGGUCAACUACCCCAGCCUUGUGCCAUGCCAGCCGAUGCUCCAGGGUUCUCCUCCUCUCUCUCUCUCUUCUCCUCCUCUCUCUCUCCCUUUCUUCUCCCCUGAGGGAGGAGUCUCUAUGGACCGGGCUCUACUGCUGAUCCAUGUGUGCUACAGCUCUAAUACUGAUCCAUGUGUGCUACAGCUCUACUGCUGA